GUUUACUCCGCUAAUUCAAAUAAAUCGUUUCCGUGAGAUGAAUAGUUAUUUAUGUUUACUCAGCAUUUUAUUGUCUGUACAUCAUAUUCUUACACAAGAAUGUGACUAUUUUCCGUAUGUUCCACUUGGAAUGACAGAUCGAUAUAAUGGAAUUACAGACAAUCAAAUUACAGCAUCAUCUUCAUUUUCAGAUCAAACAAUGCCAUAUUAUGGAAGACUUCAUAUAUCGGAUGCUUAUCUAUUCAAUCAAGACUUACAAGGUGCUGGUGCAUGGAUUGCAUUAGAUCAAGAUGAUAAACAAUGGAUUCAAAUUGAUUUAUUAAAACGUAAAGUUAUACAAAGUGUUGCUACACAAGGAAGACAAGGUGCUAGACAAUGGAUACAAGAUUAUUAUAUAUAUUAUACUGAUUCCAAUGAACCAAUUCAUUGGUCUGUCAUUAAAGAUGAUUUAGGUCAACCAUUAUUAUUUGAUGGAAAUAUUGAUGAUAAUACAGUAAAAUUUAAUAAUUUCUCAUAUCCAAUUGUUGCACGUUAUAUACGUUUAAAUCCUCAAAGAUGGAAUAAUUUAAUAUCCAUGAGAAUGGAAUUAUUUGGUUGUGAUUAUAGACCAUUUGUGGCAUAUUUAGAUGGUACAAGUUGGAUUGAUUUAAGAUUAGAUUUACCAGGACGUGCUACACAAACUUAUAUAGAUGAAAUAAGUUUUAGAUUUCGUACAAAAGAAAUUAAUGGUUUAAUAUUAUAUGGUGAUUCAAGUCAAGGUGAUUAUUUUUGUGUUGAACUUUAUAGGGGAAGAUUACGUGUUCGUGUAAACCUAGGCACAGUACCAUUAUCCGAUGAACCUACAGACAAUAUUGUCGAUGCAGGUAGUCUAUUAGAUGAUGAUCAAUGGCAUGAUGUACAAAUUAUAAGAGAAGAGAAAAAUUUAAAUAUAUCCGUUGAUAGAAUUAAAGUAUGGCGAAAUAUUUCAGCUAUAUUUGUACAUAUGAACAUGAAUCGAAAUCUUUCAAUUGGUGGUUUACCAGAUUAUUCAAAUCGUCGUGGUUUAAGUGUUAGUCAAAAUUUUAUUGGAUGUAUAGAAGAGUUUAUUUUUAAUGGUGUACAUAUUAUUAGAGAUGCUCAAAGAUCAUUAAUGAAAAUACCUCAAUUAUUAAUAAAUAAUGAAUUAGAAGAAUUACCAUGGGAAGAAUCACUUGGUUAUCCAAAACGUAAUUCAUUUAUAUGGUGGGGUCCACCUAUGACACAAGAUAAAUUAAAUAUUACUGGAUUAGCUAUUAGUGGAUCUGGUCGAUUUGGUAUUGAAUGUCCAUCUGGUGUUAUUGAUAAUACUGUAUUAACAUUUCCUGAUGUUCAACAAUAUAUUGUAUUUUUAAAAAUUGAACGUGAUGGUGGAACAAAUGUUUUACAAUUUGAAUUUGGUUUUCGUACUCUUAAUAGAGGUGGAAUUCUAUUUUAUCAUACUGUUGAUAAAGAUAAUAAUUAUAUAUCUUUUGGCAUGGAAGAUGAAAGUGGACAUUUAACAUUAGAAAUUGUAUUACCUGGUGUGUACAUCAUUAAAUAUACUGUAAGAAAUAAAGAUUCCGCUGCAAUCAAUGGUACAUUUGCUGAUGGUUUAUGGCAUUCAGUUAAAUUUAGUAUGUCACAAAAUUUGGUCACACUUAUUAUUGAUAAUAUUGUAUAUACUACUGUACAAAAUAUGACUUUACCAUUAUAUUUCGAUAAAGUUUCAUAUAUUGGUGGAGGACGACCACAACGUUAUUCAUUUCAAGGUUGUCUACGUCAAAUACGUAUCAAUGGAAUUGAUGUAGAAUGGGAUAAAUUAGAUCCAACUACACGACAUCGUAGUAUUAUCAAUGGUAGUUGUAUGAUACAAGAUCGUUGUAAUCCUAAUCCAUGUAAACAUGAAGCACCAUGUUCACAAACAGGUUCAACAUUUUACUGUGACUGUACAAAUACUGGUUAUGCUGGAGCUGUAUGUCAUCAGAGUGAAUAUUUUACAUCAUGUUCAGAAGCUGGCUUAUUUUAUGCACUACAACAGUCCACAAUAAAUAUUACUAUUGAUAUGGAUGGAUCUGGUGUAUUGGAGCCAAUUGAAGUAACGUGUGAUUUUACAGAUCAAAAUACUGUAAUGACAAUGUUACAUCAUGAUGCUCCAGAUGAUGUUGUAGUAGACGGUUAUCAAGCACCUGGUUCAUAUAGACGUAAAUUAAAUUAUGGACGUGCUGAUAGAGAGACACUUGGUGAGUUAGUUCGUCGAUCAAUUGAAUGUGAUCAGUCGCUUACUUAUCAAUGUUGGAAUGCUAAACUUCUUCAACUUCCAGCUGGAGGUGGAACAACUUAUGAGAAUCGUGCUUGGGGAUGGUGGGUUAGUCAAGAUGGUAGACCACAAUUUUACUGGGGUGGUGGUGUCCCUGGCUUACAGAAAUGUGCAUGUGGUGUUGAAGGUACCUGUACAGGAGAUUCACUGACAUGCAAUUGUGACAGUGACGGUUCAGCAACUCCACCAUUAGUUGAUACAGGAUUAUUACAAUUCAAAGAUCAUUUACCUGUAAUGGAAGUUCGAUUUGGUGAUACUGGUGGAAUUAAUGAUGAUAAACGUGCAAUUUAUCGAGUCGGACCAUUACGUUGUUAUGGUGAUAUAUUAUUUGAUAAUACAGUAACAUUUCGUAAAUUGGAUGCAAAUCUUGAAUUACCACCAUUAUAUUCAGAAUUUGCAUUUGAUAUGUCAUUUAUAUUUAGAACAACUAUAACAGAUGCUGUAAUUAUGCAAAAUAAUGGACGUGCAUCAAAACAAUUCUUUGAAGUUCGUAUUCGAAAUGGAAAUUCAUUACGUGUUGCUUUUAAUGUUGGCAAUGGAAUACAAUUAACAGAAGUAUCAACAGCACAUUGGCUUAAUGAUAAUCGUUGGCAUGUUGUACGUUUUGAACGUAAUCGUAAAGAAACACGUCUAAUCGUAGAUACACAAGAGCCAGCUGUUAUUAUUGAAUCAUCAGAACGUUCAUUUAGUGGUUUUGAUUUUGAUCAACCUUUGUAUGUUGGUACAACUCAAGCUUUUACUGAUGGUUAUGUUGGUUGCUUAUCAAAUUUAUUAAUUAAUGGUGUUGUACAAGAUAUGCGGGGUUUAGUUGAACGUGGUGUAUACACUUAUGGAUUAAGUGCUGGAUGUAAACCAAAAUGUGCUUCAAAUCCCUGUUUGAAUAGGGGUGAAUGUGUUGAAUAUUAUUCACAUUAUUUUUGUGAAUGUGGUUUGACUCCAUACCGUGGAUUUAUAUGUGGACGACAAAUUGGCGGUACAUUUAACAGUGGUCCAAUGGUGAAAAUUUUCUUGGACAGACCAAAAGAUCGUUUAGGAACGGUAGAAGAAUAUAUCCAAGUUGGUUUCAAAACAAAAUCAAAACGUGGUAUACUAAUGGAAAUGAGAGGAGAAGGAGAAAGCAAUUAUAUUAUCGUGAAAGUAAAUAAUAAUGGUGGAAUUACAAUAGAAUUCGAUAUUGGCUUUAAACGAUACGAGGUGACAACAAACUAUGAUGUAGACUUAACAAAUGAUCAACAUCAUAUGGUAUACGCAUGGAGGACGGAUUUAGGCACUAAAUGGCAUUUGAAGGUCGAUGAUUAUAAUGAAGUGGUAGAAGAUUUCAGUAAUCUUUUAUCACCGACAGCUGAUGUUCGAUUAGAUGAUCCAUAUGUAUUAUAUAUGGGUCGAAAUGAUACAAUGCAACCAGCUGAUGGUUUUGAUGGAUGUAUUUAUGCUGCACAAUGGAACAAUAUAUUCCCAUUACAUUUAAUCUAUGAAGAACCAAGAAAUGCAUCGGUUGUAAUGUUACCAGCAGAUUCUGUUCGUGAAGAUUUAUGCGGUUUCAUUGAAAUAUUACCAGAAGAAGAACCUGUUGAAAUACGUCCAUCACCAGCUAUUCCAACAAAUAUUACAUUCCCAGAAAUAACAGAUGAUGCAGAACGAGAGAAACGAAUUAUUGCUGGAGUGGUAUCCGGUGUCAUCUUAAUAUUAUCAGUCAUUAUUUUAGUGUUAUUCUGUCGUCAUUUCACUUUUGAACAAGGUGAUUAUAGAACAAGAGAAGCGAAAGGUGCAUCACGUAUGAAAACUGCUGAUAUGGCUAUACAAUAUGGCCGUACUGGUCAACCAGAAGUUCAAGGGAAAGAAUGGUGGAUUUGAAGGAGAUAUAUAUAUUUUUAUAAUAGACUUGUAGAUAAACUCCUUGAUACACCUAUGACUGAAAUUUGUAAACCCCCCCCCUAAUUAAUAAAAUAGUAGGGAAUAUUUUAUAGACCUUUUUUCAUUAAAUCUAUGUUUACUUAUCAACUAAAUGAUUUUGUAUACAAAUCAAUAAUCAAACCUUUUCCUUUUAUUAAAAAACGAAACUUGCUCAUGGUAACUAAGCAAUGGAAAUUUUCCCAAUCGAUAGUAGUAAUAAUCUAAUAUUUUUUGUAUAUGACUGGGAUUCGAAUCCAAAACAUG
Schistosoma haematobium is the source of this 4471-nucleotide messenger RNA. RefSeq lists its product as uncharacterized. Bases 200 to 4168 code for a protein of 1322 amino acids. Lineage: Eukaryota; Metazoa; Platyhelminthes; Trematoda; Strigeidida; Schistosomatidae. The record is from RefSeq and is a predicted model, not a curated record. The transcript is spliced from 19 exons.